AUGCUGUGUAUAUGUAUUUUGUUGUUAUUGAAUUAUGCCAGUGUUGGGAGAUGCUUAAUAGAAGAGAUUGAAUUGCCGCCAUCUUUACGAGAUUGUUUGAGAAUGAAAACUAAAUAUCAAGAUGUUACAAAAUCGCCCAGCGAGUCUGUUUGUAAUACUUGUGUUUCCAGAUAUUUGUGGAUGACAGGACCGAACUUGCAAAAAUGUGACCACCCCAAUGAUAAUAUAACCAUAUCGGAUAUCAGCAACUUAUUUGGAAAACUGUUAUGUGAAGAAACAUCAAAGAAACGGAAAAAAAGGCAAGCUAGAAAUGUUCAAUUUCGGAAAGAAAUAAGAAUGUUAACACGUGGAGAAAGGCAGCGAUUAAGCAGAGCAUGGAGAAUGGCCUACGACGCAGGAGAUUUUGGAUUGGUCGCUAGAUUUCACAACGAAAACGUCCGAACUACCAGUCACAACGGACCAGCUUUUCCUGGAUAUCAUCGAUUCCUGCUUCUUAUACUAGAACUAGUUUUACAAAAAUAUGAACCUGGAGUAACACUCCCGUAUUGGGACACGACUUUUGAAGCUAAUAUGGAUAGGCCCGAAAAUUCUAUACUCUGGACUGAUGAAUACCUUGGUGAACUGAAUGGAUUCGUCGACACUGGUAUUUGUGGUGGAAUUAGGGAUCUUAGAGGCAAUAGAAUAAUCAGAAAUGGUGGCAAUGAUGGGUCAUUAUUCACAGGAACCAAUUUAACCUACAUUAUAAAUAUACCAACAAUUGAGGAUUUAGUUGAAAACUCCAACUUCGACACUUUGGAAUCGCUCCAUGACAAUGUACAUGCUUAUAUCGGCGGAACAAUGUUAGGACUUGAAUUAGCGCCAUGGGAUUGUGUCUUUUGGUUCUAUCAUACUUAUAUAGAUUAUGUUUGGGAGUUAUGGAGAUAUGCGCAUGGAUAUAACACUGCAUACCCUCAUAAACCUAACCAUGGAGGACAACAGGCAGAAGUUCAAAUGACAAAUAUGCCAGUUAUAAAUUUUCUUGGACGUGUUCCCACAAACCAUGAUGGAUAUAGUCAUGAGUUAGCAUCCCAAUGCUCUUACCAGGUUUCCCCUACCUGUUCGGAACAUCACGUUAAUUGUGGAUCACCUGAUUUGCAAUGUCGAAGUUUUGGCAGACAGUUGUUUGGAUGUACUGCUGUUGACAGAAUAUUUAGAAAUAGAGUACAACCUCUUAUUCUUGCAGCUAAUGGUGGAGAUGUCCAGAUUCCUUUGAAUAACGGAAUGAGAGGUAACAGAGGCAAAAGAGACACUAGUGGUCACCAUACAACUAUUUCUAAUACUUUUACAGUUAAGUCAACGGAGGUAACAAAUAUUUACAUUCCUCAAGAGCGGGAACCAUGUAUGGGGAAACCAAUACAGAAUAACUUUAUUGCAGGUUGCUCAUCAGCUGAUGUGAAAAGAUGGGCCUUUAUACCAAUUAAAGUCGUUCAUCUACGCCCAAAAGAGGUUCAUUUUAAUUCACAGACUGAAGUUAACGGAUAUCGAAACAAAUAUGAUAUUUAUGACGAACACAAAUAUAGUAAUCUGAAAAAUUUUGUGCAUCCAGGUAAUCCAGCUACAUACUAUGAUUGCCAAGAAGACGAAUCUGGUGCGUUCAAAGUGAGAAUGAAGUCUUCAGGACUAAACUACUUUGGUGUAUACACUGAUUAUGUAUUUGUUGACAACAGACUUCCUGUAUCCUCUCAUAUCGGAUACAUCGCUGUUGAAAAACCUACGGCGUAUAAGCCAACAGAAGCAUUGAUAACUGCCUCUGACGCAUGCGGACGAUUGUGUAAACCGACAUGCCGUAAAUGGAUAGAUAAUCAACCUUACUAUGUUCCUUGCUCUGGAGCUAUUAAAGUAACUAAAGAUAGUCCAUUGAUGUAUGGAAACGACUUUGGGGAUGCUGUAUUAUCGAUCUGGCAAUUUCAGGGCAAAUUCACUCCAGUUGAAAGAGAAUCAAACAUCUUUAUAGAGUUCUACUGCGAUUAUUCAGAUGAAUGGAUAUGGAAAGAAUGCAAUUCACAUUGA
Molecule: messenger RNA, 2049 nt
Organism: Mytilus californianus (California mussel)
Lineage: Eukaryota; Metazoa; Mollusca; Bivalvia; Mytilida; Mytilidae
Exons: 3
Coding region: 1-2049 (682 amino acids)
Molecular function (GO): oxidoreductase activity
Source: RefSeq, a predicted model, not a curated record